CAACAACAGCAACAACAACAUCAACAUCACCAACAACAACACCAACAUCAACAACAACACCGACAACAACCAAGCAGACAAAAUCAAUGACCGAGAAAGUGACUCUCUCUACUCAAGAAUCUUCAACAACACAAGCGUCUUCAAUUUCAUCUCAUCUGAAUUCACUGAAGACAUUAGGAAGAACCUUCACUACAUCGUCGUCUCUCCAGGAUGAGACAACAUUGUUACCAACUUUAGGAGAUUCUUCAACAAAGCAACAAGUGACAGAAUGCGAGCAGUUUGGUAAUGAUUGUGACCCAUUGACUGAGAAUUGUGUCGAAACUCAUGGGGAUCAUCAAUGUGAAUGCAAACGAGGUUAUUACAAAAAACAGGAUUCUGUCUGUCUCGCGGGUGUUUCAUUCUACGGAAGCGUGAGGAUAGUAGAGUCAGUGAGCCUUGGUGGAAGCGCAUCCAAGCCUGCUCAUUACACCCCGGAAUUACAAGAUCCUAACAGCGCAGUAUACAGGGAACUCGCCGAGAAAGUUCAGAACAUGCUCGACUCUGUGUAUCUGAGCGACACCAAGUCAACACCAACUUACAAGGGAUGUAAAGUGAUCAAGUUUCGAUCUGGCAGCAUUGUUGUCGAGUUUCAGCUCACACAAGCCGACGUUUCGACACGGUUAAAUGAAACUGGUCUGCAGCUUAUUUUACAAAAAGCUGUCGACGACGGAACUGUGAAAAAUAUCAGUGGUCUCAUUAUCUCUUCAAAGUCCGUUCGUGUGACUCCUCUUGACGAAUGUGCUAAGGAAGUUCACGACUGUUCCAUGUUUGCUACCUGUUACGAUCAACCCAUUGGCUUCAGUUGCAUCUGCAAUACUGGAUACUCAGAUUUGCAUAAUGACGUCAUACCGGGCAGAUAUUGCCAGUCAGUCGAGCGAUCGCAAAAACAACCAACUAGUCAGAUGCAUGUCGUCGUAGCCAUCGUUCUGGCUACCUCGAUUGUCGUUCUCAUUACUGUCACGGCGUUUUUGGCCUUUUUACAUAAGAAGUGCCAUGCAAGCCGGACGUCAUCGAGCACAGUCAAGAUGCCGACUGUCACUGCUGCUAGGAAGAUAUCUGAUGCAUUCUUAGCUGGGGAUGUAGAGGCUGGGGUGUGGUGUCCAGCCCCUGGGGAGGAGGGUGAUGCAUGGUCAACUGGAAGCUCAUCGAGUACAGGUCAAGAAACAGGAAAAACGAAGAAUGUUGACAUGGCACCCAUAGCGAGUAUUCCUGAGUGUGAGUUUGAGAUUGGACAUGACGUCAUUGAUGGAAUGAAUGGGAAGAAGCCAAAGGUUUGCUCCAAAUCGAAGAGUAAAGAAGCGUCCGAUCAGCACAAUCCGUUAAACUCAACGGUGGGGAGUAAAGCGCCCUCUAGCGGACAAGCAGAAGCCCCUGAUCGACAGCGUGAAGUAACACCCGUGGAUAAAGCAGUUGAUGAUCGGCUGUGUUGAUUAAAGCCCUAGUAGUUCUGAAACAGAGGGGCCUAUGUAAAUUUUAGUGUGUUUGAUAAAAGCAUUUGUCAUUUUGAUACAGGAGAUGUUGUUUGUUCGCUCCAUUAUCUUUUUUUCCGGAUUUUACAAACAGCUAUACAACAAAACAAACAAAAACAUUUAUUUUAGUUUUAGUUUUAAAUUGACGGAGCAUCGUAGUUGUAGAUGCAAUAUUAUUAUUCCUUAAAAGCCAAAUUGGAAAUGUGGGCGAGUAUGGUGACAUCUGGGCCCAAUUUCUUAUGCUAAGUAGAAAAUAUUGCUAAACAACUUCCUGGUAAACAGU
Messenger RNA from Asterias rubens (European starfish), 1791 nucleotides. RefSeq lists its product as uncharacterized. The transcript has 8 exons. Lineage: Eukaryota; Metazoa; Echinodermata; Asteroidea; Forcipulatida; Asteriidae. Bases 87 to 1469 code for a protein of 460 amino acids. The record is from RefSeq and is a predicted model, not a curated record. Gene Ontology annotation, molecular function: calcium ion binding.